UUCACUCGUCACGUGAUCACGUCUCCUGGGGGACAAGAAGAAGCAAGUUUUUGCUGGCAGCAGGGAUUAAUUCAGCUGUUUUCACUUCAGUAUGGUUCAUUUUUGCGCUGUUUUCGGUUGUUCUAAUCGGUCAAAUCGAGAAACAGGUAAACGGUACUACCGUCUGCCUGCUAUCAAGAAAAAUGUCAACAAAGAGCUGCAAAUGCUUCAAGAACAACGAAGGAAUGAGUGGUUAAAGAGAAUAGGACGAGAAGAUCUGAACCUGAAAACCCCAGAGAAAUUCCCCAAUACCCGCAUCUGUAGUGAGCAUUUUAUUUCAGGUGAACCAGCUUCCUUAAUUGACACAGAAAACCCAGACUGGGCACCAAGCAAACAACUUGGACAUGAUUUAGGAAGAACACCCACCAAGGUGCGACGUGCACGAAAUAUCCUGAAAGAACAGAGAAGAUUAAGAGCAGAGAGCGCUGAAGCUUUGCUCCAGUUAUCAGAGAAACUCAGUCCUGUGCAAAAUGUCCACAUGGCACCAGCGUGGAGGAAUAAACCUGCAGUUCGAGAGAGUUCUACACAAACAGACUUAACUUUACAACACCUGUAUGCAUGGGAAAUGGAAAUGAACCGACUAAGGCAGGAAAAUAGUGAACUAAAGCAAAAGCUGAAAGAUAUUUUACUGGAUAAGGAUUCCUUCAAAGAAGAAAAGAUAUAGAUUGUUUUAUAUGGAGAUACAGUACGUAGAGUUAAAAUAAUUAUAUUUUUACAAAUUUAGGCAAAAAUGGCUGUAUCUGGGAUCGAAUCUAGGAAUAGUCUCAAUUGCAAGUAAUCCUUUAGACAACAAAAGCUUUCUAGGUAUGUUUAGUUUGCUUUAAAAACUAUUAGGAUACAUUUAUUAGUGUCAUAAUUGUUUGCUAGAUUAAAGGAAGAGUAAUUUUUUUUUUUUUUAAAGAUGAAAUUUACAUCUAUGUAAUGCUGUAGUACGACCGGACCUUUUCAGUCUGUGUGUACAACA
Neoarius graeffei (lesser salmon catfish) is the source of this 1003-nucleotide messenger RNA. RefSeq lists its product as uncharacterized. Bases 92 to 703 code for a protein of 203 amino acids. NCBI's taxonomy places the organism in Eukaryota, Metazoa, Chordata, Actinopteri, Siluriformes, Ariidae. Gene Ontology annotation, molecular function: sequence-specific DNA binding. The transcript is spliced from 2 exons. The record is from RefSeq and is a predicted model, not a curated record.